AUGCCAACUGAGUCAUCACCCGCUACUAUUUGUCAUUCCCUUCCCCUUCCUAAUCAAAUUUCUUCGCUCAGUACAACAACAGACCCUGAAAGCCCCGCUAAUUAUAUAAUAAAUCAAAAGAAAUCAUUCACAUCAAAAUUUAAAAAACCUCAAAAAAAUCAAUCUCUACCAAACAUACAAACAUCUGUUAAUUCUCCUAACACCAUCACCAAAAAUGAUUAUUCAUCAAUUGCUCCUAGAGCUGCAAAACCUUUAUCACCUACAACGAUGACUUCUAAUAAUACCACCUUUAGUACAAAAGUAAUUCAUGAUCUUUUAGUUUCUUCGGCACUUAAUGUUGAGAAUGCAUCAAAAUCAACACAUGAUUCCUCAUUAUCCUCGUCAUUAUCAUCUACAAGUAAUCCUCCUCCGCUAAAUUUGCAAACUACCACAGUCAAUUUUAGAAAAUUUGUGCAAAAGUGUGGUUUUAUUUUUGAUAUUCAAGAUUCUGUUGAAAAUCUUAUCACAUGGAAAAAUCCUGCGAAUACAUUAUUAGCAAUGGUGGUUUAUAUCAAUGUUUGCUUAUAUCCACAAUUAUUAAUUAUCUUGCCUUUAGUAGGAUUAUUAAUUACUUCAAUAUAUUUUUAUCAAAAAAAAUUUCCACAAGGACCACCACCUCUACAAAACAAAUCUAUUAAAUCAAAAAAAUCAAAAACCAAAAAAUUUAAAAAAUUAAAAUAUCCAAAUUUAAUAUCGCCAGCCGCUGAAAAUUCAGUAGAUUAUUUGAAAAAUAUGCAAAAUAUACAAAAUUUAAUGGGAAUGAUAUCAGACGGAUAUGAUUCUGUUUUGCCACUAAUUAAAUAUAUAGAUUGGAGUGAUGAAGCUUUGACUCUCAGGAUCACCCGUGUUGUUAUAAUAGGACUGAUGGUUUUGAGUCUUGUUGCUUGGGUAAUACCUUGGAGUUAUGUAUUUAUAAUUGGUGGAGUUAAUGAUUCAAAAUUGAAACAAAAAAAUUCUUCUUAUGAUGAUAAUGAAUUUAUUCUUGAGAAAAAUUAA
Molecule: messenger RNA, 1035 nt
Organism: Entrophospora sp. SA101
Lineage: Eukaryota; Fungi; Glomeromycota; Glomeromycetes; Entrophosporales; Entrophosporaceae
Source: the annotation of a GenBank genome assembly